UUUAGUUAACCGCGUUAAUCGUUAAACAUCUUUUAAAAUUUUAGUUUAAAAAUCCCAACAGAACGUUUUUGGAAUCGUAUCUUAAAUUUCCCGCUGUAAACGUAACCUUCACACGGAACAAGGUUUCAAGGUCAAAAUGCACAAUCUUUUAUUUUUUUUUAAUACAAACAUUAGAACAUAACCUCAAUUUCCCAACCAAGUCAUGUAACAGAAAGUAUUUACUCUUUUUAAUUUAAAAAUGUCGAUAUUUAACUCGUUAAAAAGAUGCAGAUUUGUUUCAAUAUGUAUUCAGUUCCGAUGUAUGACCUCUACAGAAGUUUCAACGGCUUUGAGACCCUUUUAUUUUUCUGUACAUCCAGAUCUUUUUGGACAAUACCCUGAUCAACGGCAAAUCAAUGAGACUUCUUUAAAACAAUUAAGUUCAUAUUUAGAAUCAUUACAACGUAAAAAAUAUCCUAAACCAUGUACAUUACAAUUUUACAUUCGAGUGAGAGAUAAACAAUCAAAUACAUUAAAAAUGGUUUGGGUUAAACUCAAAGAUUCCGACGUUCGCAAAGCAGUUUUAUCAAUCUUGCAAAGUUGUGAAUUAAGCACAGAAUAUGUUGAUAAGAUACCAGAAGAGAAAAAGAAACCACCUAACACUGUUAAUAAUAAAUCAUUUAACUUUGAUUUUACAUUUAAAAAUUUUAAAGAUAUCGAUCCAAUUUUUGGGCCUUUAUCUAUGAAACAAAGCGUUGCUGAGGAAAUGAAGAAUUAUACUCUUGAAAAGUGGUUAAAGGAGCACCAUUUAAUCGCUUUGGAGCGAUCGAAAUUAACAAAACCAAUUCGUCAAGAUAUCAGUAAAUUGAAAAAGAUUGUUUUAGAAAAUUAUGAAGUUCUUGAUGUGAAAUGGGAUUGUGGAUGGAAUGAAAGUCAAUUUAGGGGAUGUUUGCAAAGUUUCUUAGCUUUAGCUGAACAACAUCCUGAACCUAUGCACAUUUUAAAAGGUAGAACAUUAGUUUUUGCUCCAUUUACUGGAGUAAGUUUAGAUGGACAUAUAAUGUUGUAUACAGGUGAAGUUAGGCAUAAUUGGUUAGAUUUAAUAAGAAAUGUAAAAAAAUAUGAUGAAGUUUUGCUACGAAUACCUGGUUUUGAAAAAACGGUUUCUCAAGUGUUAAAAGACAUAAAAGUGGUUAGGAGGAAAUUUAUGCCUAAAAUAUUAGCAGGGGAAUACGAAAGACAAUUACAACAAUUAACAACGAAUUUGAGUGAUUAUAGAGGACUUCGAGGGUAUCCAAAACAUUGGCCGAAUUCUUUGGCUACUUUUGAAAUUGUUGUUGAAACGGAAGCUGGACCACUUAUGGUAUCACCGACAGGUCAAUUUAUUGUUCCAUCUUCUUGUCCAGGUUCACUUUUAGUUAAUUUUAUAUCCGAAAAUUUAGAUGAUGCGAAACGUCGUCUUGAAACGUAUCGAAUGAAUAAACACGUUGAACGUUCGUUUAGAUCUGAUGUCUUAAAACAUUUCAAAAUGGAAACAUUGCAUAAGGAUGAUAAUGUUAACCCCGAUUUGAUGAUUGAUUGUUGUAAAAAGUUGUUGAAACAUGAAAGUAAAUUAGUUUAUUUAAGAGGUCUUCAAGUGAAUAUUGCUACGUAUUAUUCCGUUCUUUCUGAUGGUGUGGUUUGUAUACCAUGGAAUUUUGAGAUUUGAAACAUUUUUAAAGUUAUGUAUAUUUUUGUAAAAUAUAUUAAUACCAAGUUGUAUAAAGGAAAAUAAAAAAUUGUGUUGAGAAAUACUA
Messenger RNA from Onthophagus taurus, 1775 nucleotides. Its product is annotated as T-cell activation inhibitor, mitochondrial. Lineage: Eukaryota; Metazoa; Arthropoda; Insecta; Coleoptera; Scarabaeidae. The record is from RefSeq and is a predicted model, not a curated record. Gene Ontology annotation, cellular component: mitochondrion.